Messenger RNA from Rubroshorea leprosula, 3291 nucleotides. Lineage: Eukaryota; Viridiplantae; Streptophyta; Magnoliopsida; Malvales; Dipterocarpaceae. The record is from the annotation of a GenBank genome assembly.
AACCCUUCUGAGCUUUGAAUCCACUUUCUUUCUGAUCUCUCUCAUCUCAUACGUUUCUGUUUUGAUUUCUCAGAGACUUAUGAAAUGAACAUUGAUCCCAAAACCCCAGUUGUUGAUUUUCUUUUCUUGUUCCUUUUUGUUUCGUCUUGCUGUUUUCUUGGUCGUUGCUGCUAUGCAAUUGACACAAUCAGGUCAGAACAAUCAAUAAGGGAUAUUAGAGGAGAAACCCUGAUAUCUCAAGAUGACAUUUUUGAAUUGGGGUUUUUCAGCCCACCAAAUUCUACAUUGAGAUAUGUGGGAAUUUGGUAUCAUAAGAUUGAUGGGGAACAAACAGUGGUGUGGGUUGCAAAUAGAGAUGUUCCAAUCUCGGAUAGAAAUGGUGUUUUGAGGAUUGGAAAUGAUGGUAAUUUAGAGGUUUUAGAUGGUAAUAACACCAUAGUUUGGACUUCAAAUGCUUCAGUUCCAUCAAGCAACACAGCAGCAAUUCUCUUGGGUACUGGGAAUUUUGUUCUGUCAAGCAAUGAAAGCAUUGGCCAUACCACAAAGGCCUAUUGGCAGAGCUUCGAUCAUCCUACUGAUACGUAUCUCCCUGAAAUGAGGGUUCUGAUGAGUAUUGUCAAGGGAGAGAAUCAUGCCCUUCGUUCAUGGAAAUCUGCCAGUGAUCCUUCCCCGGGGAACUUCAGCAUUGGAGUUGAUCCUUUUGGAGCACCUCAGAUUGUGAUAUGGAAUCAAACCAGAAGGAUGUGGAGAAGUGGACAAUGGAAUGGAGUGGUAUUUACUGGUGUCCCCAACGUAUCUUCCUUUGCUAGUUUUUUAUAUGGUUUCAGGCUUUCGGAGCCUGAGGCAGAUGGUAGCAUGUAUUUCACUUAUACCCCACCAAAUGCUUCUGAUUUGGUGAGGUUUCGAAUGGGAUGGGAUGGCAAGGAAGAGCAGUUAAGGUGGGAUGAUGGCCUAAAGAGCUGGACUGUGGUGCAAUCAGAGCCUGUCAGUGAUUGUGAUCUUUACAACUUUUGUGGGAAUUUUGGGGUCUGUGAUAUCACCAAGAUUCCCAAGUGUAGCUGCCCACAAGGGUUUCGACCAAAGUUUCAGGACCAAUGGAAUAGAGGGAAUUGGUCAGGUGGGUGUGAAAGGAGGACGGAGCUGCAGUGCAAGAGGAAUGCUAGUGAUGCAGGGUGCAACAGUGAGCAGGAUGGCUUCAAAGGGCUUAGGUGCAUGAAGUUGCCAGAUUUUGCAAAUAGAGUGACCCCGGGGAACUCAGAGACUUGUAGGGGAAAGUGCCUAGCAAAUUGUUCAUGUAAUGCAUAUGCAGAUGUUACCACGAUUGGAUGCCUGAUAUGGACUGGAGACUUGAUUGAUGUUCAAAAUUUGGACAAGGCUGGACACUUGAUGUUCCUUCGUCUCCCUCGUUCUGAGUUAGGUAGUGGUAAAAAGAUCUCCAACCUUGUGAUAGCUAUAAUUGUUUUGGCCGGGGUGUUCUUCUUGUGCAUAACCAUAUGGCUUCUAUGGAGGUGCAAGAGGAAGAUGAAAAGCGAGAUUCGCAACAGCAUACCGACUUUUUAUGGGAGCAAUGGCAACGAAUUCUCAGCAGAUCUUUCUGGAUCAACUGAGCUUGUUGUUGAUGGGAGUCAAGUUAAUGGGCCAGAGUUACCAUUGUUCAACUUCAACUUCAAAUGUGUAGCAGCUGCUACAAACAACUUCUCUGAAGAAAAUAAACUGGGGCAGGGGGGAUUUGGUCCUGUGUACAAGGGAGAGCUACCCACCAGUCAACAAAUAGCAGUAAAGAGGCUGGAGGUGGCAGGAAGAUCAGGCCAAGGUUCAGAGGAGUUUAAAAAUGAGAUUAUCCUGAUUGCUAAACUACAACACAGAAAUCUUGUUAGGCUAUUAGGCUGCUGCAUUCAAGGGGAAGAAAAGCUGCUGAUUUAUGAGUACAUGCCAAAUAAAAGUUUGGAUUACUUUCUUUUUGGUAGGUUCCUCCUCUCCAUUUUACUGAUUCAGUUUUCUCAGCAUUUUAUGAUAAAAUCUAUGGUAGAUCAAACUAAGCAAGCACUUCUAGACUGGGGGAAGCGCUUUGCAAUCAUUGAAGGCAUCGCAAGAGGACUGCUCUAUCUCCAUCGAGACUCAAGACUUAGAAUAAUUCAUCGGGACCUAAAGUCUGGUAACAUUUUGUUGGAUGAAGAAAUGAAUCCAAAGAUUUCAGAUUUUGGCAUGGCUAGAAUAUUUGGUUGCAACCAAUAUGAAGCAAAUACAGUCCGAGUAGUAGGCACAUAUGGCUAUAUGUCCCCUGAAUACGCAAUGGAAGGUCUAUUUUCAAUCAAGUCAGACGUGUAUAGCUUUGGUGUGAUACUAUUGGAGAUUGUGAGUGGUCGGAAGAACACUAGCUUUCAUUUAUCUGAUUGCAAACACACCAGCCUGAUUGGUUAUGCAUGGGAACUUUGGAAGGAAAAUAAGCCAAUGGAGCUCGUUGAUCCCUCUAUUCGAGACACAUGUAAUUCUAGUGAAGUUCUGAAAUGCAUACAUGUUGGCAUGCUGUGCGUGCAGGAUUCUGCAGCACUCAGACCGAAAAUGGAAUCCGUAGUGCUAAUUCUUGAAAGUGAAGGCACUCCAACACUUCCAGAGCCUAGACAACCAAAAUAUAUUUGCAAGAAGACAUUGAAGGGCUCCGACGGUACAGACUUUUAUUUGGAUGGUCAAGAUUUCGUAUCCUCAAAUGAUGUCACUGUUACAACGGUAUCAGGAAGAUAAAUCGUUUUAUUUUUCCCCUUCCGUCGCCAUCAUGUACGUAUAACUUCAUGGCAAAUUCACCAUUCAUACCUCCAUGGUCCCUGUAUUUUCUUCCUUCAUGUUUUGAAGUGUCAGAAUUGUUUCACCAAUUUCUAAUGUGAAUUAGUCUUUGGAAUGAGGAUAAACUUAAUGAUUUAUUUUUUUAUUACACGACAUAUACAUGAUGUUUGAACUUCUUGUAGUACAUUUUUCUAAAUAAAGGGGAAUAUGGGAAUUGAGAAAAUAUAAAGAAAAAAUAAAGUAAAAUUUGAUUUUUAUUGUUCUUGAGUGCUUAUUGACUGAAUGUACUGGUAAAAUUGUUCAAUUGAAUAGGUGAGAGAUGUGGGAAAAUUUUUUGGGUUUUGAAGUGAUGAGGUCUAGAAGAUCAGAGUUUUUUUUUUUUUCAAUGCACACCAGGUGUUUGAUUAAUUGUCUUACUGGGCCGUGCUGAUUUUUGUUCUUAACUUAUAUUGGGAUUAUGUUGCUGUUCUUCCAUCUAGAAUGCGAAAUUAAUAAAUUCGCCAUAAUGAU